CACGAGCGCCCACCAGGUGGGUUCCUGGCAGUGAAUGUGUUAAAAACAGAUCUAUUGUUUAUUAAUUUAAAUAAGGAUAUACUUAAGUUGUCAAAAUAUUUAAAUUUUAUAUUUGGCAUAUUUCUUAUCAAUAUUAACCCGUUUCCGCACCUACAAGGUUUUCCCAAAAAAUCCAAAUAUAUUCCAAAUUUUCCAGCUUUGAUGAUUCAUUUGAAGACAAGUAAUAUUUCCUGAAAGUGUAAUCUAAUUUGAACCUUAAAUCGGAAUGCUAAAGUUGAAAUUCUAAUGGCGCGUAUGUGGUCGAUAAACCGUACUAUGCCUGGAAAAGGGUUAAACUAACAUUAAAAUUAAUCUAGGUAUUUAGCAUAAAGAUUCACAUACUUAAUUGCAUUAUAAAAUACUAAAGAAGACGGUGAUUAAUUGGACAAGAAAAUGUAUAUAAUCCCAAUACUUUCAAUAAUUAACAAACAAAAGCCGCUAUAAACAACUUACCUUAAGUACUUAAACUUUGGAUAGUUGAAGAACUUAAAUAUUCUAAACGAAGCUUCGCUAAUUAGUCAAAGUUAAGUUAACAACGAGUUAAUUAUCGACGUAGCUAAGGUCUUAGUACACGUUUGUAGGUAGUUCUGUUUCGUUAACAUUAUUUAUUUAUUUAACCUUUAUUGCACAAAAUAAAACUUUACAGUACAAAAGCGGACUUAAUACCUGAGGCAUUAUCUACCAGUCAACCUUUAGCCAAAGCAGAAAGAUUGUGGGCGGCGGCAGUAUGAUAUGCUUCGUUCACAUAUUUAUGACAAACAGCCAACUUAACACCUUCGCUGAGGUAAUUACUCGUAAUUAACCAUUUGAAUGGGUUCUUCGAUCCCCUCCCACGGUGAACUCGUUAAUUAGGUACAUAUGUGGUAGAAGUUUGAGCAACAGUUAGAAAGUAGGCAGCAUAAUCAUUGGUCAUAAUCUUUUAUCAUCGUAAGCUAGACUUGCCCUACCUUUAUACCUGUAUAGGUAGGAAAAGAGACAGUAUAAUAAUAAUUGUAUGUGUUGAACAACCCUAGUGAGUAAAGGCCUUUAGGUUUGCAUACUUAAUUAAUAACCCAAGUAUUUAAAGCCCUUCUUGAUCAGCGGCGUCCAUUUCACAAUCGGUCAACAAAAUGGCCGCCAAAGAUCAAAUAUUCGACUACACCCACUUCAUACAACUGCCAUUAAAAAUCGUUGCCUGCUGGGAGUGGUUUCCCAACACAGAAAGUGAAUUUAAGAUAAUAUUCAAUAAUAUCUACUUAGCUAUAGUUCUCUUUGUGCUUAUAAACUUUCCGAUCACAUUAAUCGUGAAUUUGUACACAGAAUGGGUUGAUAUUAUGGGAAGCUUGGAUAAAUUAGCUGAUGGUCUACCUUUGAUAGUAUCAGUUGCCGUCGUCAUUUAUUUUGCUUUAUAUAAAGAAGAGUUAUAUGACUUGGUGGAGUUUAUGAAUGAGAACUUUAAGUUCCAUUCGGCGAGAGGCUUGACAAACAUGACGAUGGAGGGUAGUUAUACGUCGGCGAAGAAGUUCGCGUAUGUGUAUACGGCUUGCACUUUGUUUAGUGUGACUAUGUAUGUCGCUCUGCCUAUGGGUUUUCACUUGUGGACACAUCAGCCCCUGCAGAGCUGGGCGUACAUGGACGCUGAGCGAAGCCCGUACGUGCUAAUGGCGUUUCUACGGCAGUGCCUUGCGCAGGCCUUCGUCGGCCUCGCCGUCGGACAGCUAGGAGUAUUCUUCGCCACAAACUCCAUCAUCCUCUGCGGUCAACUAGACCUGCUCUGCUGCAGCGUCCGAAACGCACGCUACACCGGCCUAAUACAGAGCGGCGUGCCACAUAAAGCUAUAUUGCGACAAAAUGCUGGGACCUAUGCUGGAAUAGUGGAUGACGAGAGACAUAAUUAUAUCUAUAGCAAGACUGACUUGGGAGACUCGUUGUAUCAUUAUGAUAAGGAAGUAACCUCCCAUUUUACGGAACGACGAAACGAAUUUGAUAUCUACGACUCGGACUUUGACGCCGCGACAGUGGACGCGCUCCGCGAAUGCGCGCGCGUCUGUCAAGUGGUCGCCAGGUACAAGGAGAAGUUCGAAGCCUUUGUGUCGCCUUUAUUGGCUCUGAGGGUUGUCCAGGUCACCCUGUAUCUCUGCACUCUUCUGUACGCGGCUAGUGUGAAGUUUGAAUUGAUUACUGUGGAAUAUCUUGCCGCCGUAGCUUUGGAUAUAUUUGUUUAUUGCUACUUUGGCAAUCAAAUCAUUUUGCAGGCGAGCCGCGUGUCUACAGCCGCCUACCAGAGCGCGUGGCCCGCCAUGGGCGCGCCGGCCCGGCGACUGCUGCUCAAUAUUUUACUCGCCAAUAAGAAACCUGUGACCAUGCGCGCUGGAAGAUUCCUGCCCAUGGAUCUGCAUACUUUCGUUAUCAUAAUCAAAACUUCGUUCUCAUACUACACGCUGCUAGACAAAAUCAACAAUCACUAGCUCUAUAUCGAAGUCCAAUAGAAACAGCAAAUAAUGUAAACAAAUAUGUAUGCUCUUCUUGGCAUUUGACAUCUAACCUAAAAAAAAUUUGAAGUAUCCUGAUUGUCCAAACAGUGUGUGAUUAACUGAUUACAAAGUAUUGAAGGUAAAUUGGUUUGUUUACAUUAUUUCCAAUUUCUUGAUCUCCACUUUAGUCACGAAUUAAAUAAUUAUUCAAUAGAAAAUCAGUAAAUAAAACCAUUAUAAUUCGGAAA
Cydia pomonella (codling moth) is the source of this 2740-nucleotide messenger RNA. It is a transcript of the gene Or85e, whose product is annotated as putative odorant receptor 85e. The transcript is spliced from 8 exons. Bases 1149 to 2486 code for a protein of 445 amino acids. Gene Ontology annotation, molecular function: olfactory receptor activity; odorant binding. Lineage: Eukaryota; Metazoa; Arthropoda; Insecta; Lepidoptera; Tortricidae. Gene Ontology annotation, cellular component: plasma membrane. The record is from RefSeq and is a predicted model, not a curated record. Gene Ontology annotation, biological process: sensory perception of smell; detection of chemical stimulus involved in sensory perception of smell.